AAUGGGAUCCACUAUUACAUGAUGUGUGAGAGUAAGCCUUGCCUUUAAAUAAAGUGCAAUGGAGGAGAGAAUUGUAGCAAUAUCUAUCUUUUAUUUUUGUAACUUCGUUCUUCCAAGUAACUCAACUGAAUGGCUCUCUAUGGAAAGUUGGAGACUGACGUAGAAAUGAAGGCUUCAGCGGAAAAGUUUCAUGAAAUAAUUCAUAAAACGCCUCAUCAUCUUUCCAAUAUCUGUCCAGAUAAAGUAAAAAGUUGCGAGUUAUAUGAAGGCGAAUGGGGCAAAGUUGGCAGUAUCCUCCAUUGGCACUACUUUUUUGAAGGGAAGCCUUGUGUGUCAAAGAGGGUAAUAGAAGCUGUGGACGAGGAGAACAAUUCAUUAACGUGGAAAGAGAUAGAGGGGGACAUUUUAAAGCACUUCAAGAGCUUGAGAUUUAUAAUCCAAUGUACCCCGAAGGAUAAGGGAAGUGUUGCUCACAUUACUUUGGAUUAUGAGAAGCUGCAUGAAGGAAUUCCAGAUGCUCAUAGUUUUCUGCAGCUUUGUGCUGAUACCGCCAAAGACAUUGAUGCUUACCUUAUGGGAUACAAUAAUGGUUCGCGUAUAAGUGCUAAGGCAUGAGCAACAAGUCUCUAUCAACACCCAUAGCUCUUGGGUGGUGCUAUUACUAUGUUAUGGAAUAAUAAUUGGCAAUUAUACUAUGUUGCUAAUUAGUAUUUUAUACUUAAAUAAUGCUCGUUAAUACAUAUAGUAUACUGUGAUUUAGCAUGUUUUAUGGCAUCUUUAGUGGGAGAUGUUUGUUGUGAAAUAUUAUAGUCUAAAUCUUUGUAUGCUUCUAAUAAAA
Messenger RNA from Cucurbita moschata (crookneck pumpkin), 838 nucleotides. Its product is annotated as MLP-like protein 43. The transcript has 2 exons. NCBI's taxonomy places the organism in Eukaryota, Viridiplantae, Streptophyta, Magnoliopsida, Cucurbitales, Cucurbitaceae. Gene Ontology annotation, biological process: defense response. The record is from RefSeq and is a predicted model, not a curated record. Bases 130 to 615 code for a protein of 161 amino acids.